Molecule: messenger RNA, 180 nt
Organism: Clunio marinus
Lineage: Eukaryota; Metazoa; Arthropoda; Insecta; Diptera; Chironomidae
Source: the annotation of a GenBank genome assembly
AUGUUGAAAAAAACGAAGUUGCAAAGAGAAAACAUCAUCAGUGCAUUAAAUAAAAAGUAUUUAAGCUGGCAUUCUCUACGACCUUUCGUUACUUUCGCUUUGAUGACGACGUCUUUUGUCGUCUUCUUUUGCGUGGCAGCUCAAUUGACAACAAAUGGUUUUCAAAUGAAAUUACGUUGA